This is a messenger RNA of Nymphalis io (European peacock), 2295 nucleotides long. Its product is annotated as sulfhydryl oxidase 1-like. Gene Ontology annotation, biological process: protein folding. The record is from RefSeq and is a predicted model, not a curated record. Gene Ontology annotation, cellular component: Golgi membrane. Bases 282 to 2003 code for a protein of 573 amino acids. The transcript has 3 exons. NCBI's taxonomy places the organism in Eukaryota, Metazoa, Arthropoda, Insecta, Lepidoptera, Nymphalidae. Gene Ontology annotation, molecular function: flavin-dependent sulfhydryl oxidase activity; protein disulfide isomerase activity.
AAUAGUAUCAAUAUGGAAAGUUGACAGACAGUAGUUGACAUCGCAUUUUUUUAUAUUAAAUUUACAAGAUUACGUUACUUUAACUUUAUGUGUAGGUGUUUUCAUUUUUAUUAAAGUAUGAACUACUAAUAGCAUUCGUUAAAUCUGAAUUUCUUAAAUCGAAUCGAAAUCCAUCUUUUGCGUGGAUAAUAAAUUUAAGAACUUAGUGAUAAUAUUUAAGUCAAAAGUGGUUUAUUGGACAUGAUUUAAGUUAUAUUGUAUUGUUUUACAUUUGGACAAAAAUGAAUUGCUGGUAUUUAUUUGUGUUAACUUUUUAUAUUUCUGCUAUUUUGGUAUAUGCUGCAGUCGUGCCCGAUAACGACGAAAUUGAUAAACAAGGAUUGUAUAGUAAGUCCGAUCAUGUCGUUAUAUUAACAAAUAAAAAUUUCGACAAAAAAAUUUAUGGACAAACAAAUGCUUAUGUAGUUCAAUUUUAUAACAGUUAUUGCGGUCACUGUAGAGCAUUUGCGCCAAAAUUUAAAAGUUUAGCUUCUGAAUUGGAAUCUUGGAAAAACAUAUUAAAACUUGCAGUUCUGGAUUGUUCUGUUGAAGAAAAUAAUGAAAUAUGCCGUGAGUUUGAAGUUAUGGCUUAUCCUUCUGUAAGAUAUUUACAUGAAAACUACAUUAAAGGCAAUGCUAAUGUUGGUGAUAAAUUACUGUCUAUAGACAGUGCUGACAAAUUAAAAACACAAAUAAUUCAUAAAAUACAAAGUGAACAAUCUUUGGGCCGUUUAUUGUUUGCCCCCUCACUUAAAAUAGCAGCAUAUGGAGAUUUUAAUUCAGCCCUGAGUCCAUUUCCAAAAAACGUGCUUUACACUUUUUUGAUAUUUGAGAGUGAUAACUCUACUAUUGGGUCUGAAUUGGCACUUGAUAUGAAUGAUUAUGAACAUGUCACAUUGAAGAGAGUUUAUGACACGAGUGAACUGGCAGCUGUAGCUGGUGUAACACAUUUUCCUGGUCUUGUGGCUGUUACAUCAUAUUUACAAUCUACACUUUUAACACCAAAAGUUCCAACAAAACAGAACUUACUUAAAGCUAUAAAUUCAUUUUUAAUGUAUAAAAACUAUGUAUUGCCUAUGCGGAACAUUGUAAGUGAAGAAAGUUUAAAUAACUCAAAUCGUGAAAAGAUACAGUCUUUAGAUUCAGAUGUUGUUUACUACAGCGAUUUAGAAAAAACUUUGAAAACAAGCUUACAUACGGAAAUCACAAGGCAUAAGAUUUUAAGUGGCGAACCACUUGAAGCAUUAUUGCAGUACUUAGAUGUUAUAAUUUUAGCUUUUCCAUUUAGAGGAAAUCUUAAAGAAUAUGUUAUAGAUUUACAUAAGAACCUCAGCAGUAGAAACCAAUGGACUGGAAGUGAGGUGUACGAAUUAGUAAAACAACUUGAAACAGUCCAUUCACCUGUUUUUACAUCGAAUAUUGAUUAUAUAAGGUGCAAGGGCAGUCAACCAAAAUACCGAGGUUAUACUUGCGGUCUCUGGACCUUGUUUCACACAUUAACCAUUAAUGCAGCACAAAAACCUGGCAAUGAAGCACCACGAGUAUUGAAAGCCAUGCAUGCCUAUGUGAAAUAUUUUUUUGGUUGCACUGAAUGUUCAGAACAUUUUCAAGCAAUGGCAGCAAGGAAUAGAAUUUUUGAUGUAAAAGAAAAUGAUAAAGCUAUACUUUGGUUGUGGAUUUCUCAUAAUGAAGUAAAUUUAAGAUUAGCUGGUGAUGUAACUGAAGAUCCAGAACAUCCAAAAAUACAAUUUCCCAGUGUUACGCAGUGUGUGGAAUGUAGACUUGCUCGAGGUGCUUGGCACUUGCCUGCAGUUUAUGAAUAUCUUCAGAGGAUUUAUGGUACAAUCAAAAUUCAAGAUGCCAGAACUGCAGCUGCUCCAAGCUCAAUCUCCAACCUAGACAUUGGAUUGAUAAGCCUCUUUUUGAUCCACCGCCUCUGGAGAGAAAUGCAACUUUUAAACUAGGCUAAGGUACAUGCCCAUUUGAAUAAUUCACUGCUUAGAUGCUGAACAAGUCCUUCUAGUAACUAGCAGAAGGCGUAUUAUAUAAUGUUUCACAUACAUUCCUAAUUAUUUCAAACCAUGAAUCUCUUUCAUAAUGUGGUAUAUAUACGUAGAAUGUCAUUGAUGUAGAUUGUUAUGUUAUUAUUAUAUUUAAUUAAAUUUCAGUAAUUGUGUAUAUUGGAUGUUAUAACGUAUUGCUUCUUGUCUUUUUUCAUUAUAAAAAUAACACUGCUCAUAAAUCAAUAAAAUUGUA